AUGUCAAUAGCUGCAAAGGAAUUCCGUAUUCCAAGAACAACCCUACAUGACCAUGUAAAUAAUCCUGACCUCCGCACUAAAACAGGGUCUCCAAAGCAGCUGUCUGAGGAAGAUACUCAGGCAUUUGUCAACUUCUCUAUGUACUGCGCAGCCCAACAUCUACCUCUAUCUAGAGAAAGAGCCCGCUGUUUCAUUCUGGACAUUGUCAAGAGAUCUGAGAAACCCUGUCUAUUCAAUAUGGAACAUGGUCCUAGCGACGAGUGGUUUAGAAAACUGGAAGCCGAACAUCACGCCAUCCGUUUUCGAACAGCACGGAAUGAGGACCGUUCCAGGACUACCAUGUCCAAUAAGAAAGUCAUGGAUGAAUUUUUCCUGUUUUGGAUCUUCAAUUGCGAUGAGACAGGGUGGUGUGGAAAGGAAGAGAGUAAAGUCAAAGUAAUUGCUCCGCGUACGGGGCCAGUCAAGCAGAUACGUGUGCUGACGGCCGACCACGUGACGGCCUUGCUUUGCGUGUCUGCAGAUGGGAAGACAACGUCACCCUGUAUAAUCUACAAGGAGAGUUUCCCACACCGCACCUACAGAGAGGGUGUGCCCGGAUCAUGGCUAUUUGCAGUGAGUGACACGGGGUAUGUGAACACUGAGAUCUUCUGUCAGUGGUUUCUGCGCGGGUUUAUCCCUAACUGCGGUAAGGAACGCCCCGUUGUUCUCCUCAUGGACAACCACGACUCGCAUAUCAGCUUACCGCUAAUACAUGCUGCACGGGCAAACGACAUUGUCCUUGUCGGGCUUCCAAGCCACACCACUCACCUUCUACAGCCACUUGACGUUCACAUUAAUGGUCCAUUGAAGCAGAAGGUUUCUAAGAUAUGCAACAAUCUCGGAUUCCUGAGACCAGGUGCGGCCAUAUCGAAGGCGAAGCUCCCGGUCAUAAUUUCACAUGCACUCGACCAGACAUCUCCUUCCAGCAUAAAGGAUGCGUUCAGGCUAUCGGGCAUCUUCCCAGUGGACAGGAAGCAGAUACCAGAUGCCGAGCUGGUUCCACCAACCAUAGACGUAUCUACCACAAGAUACCGAACCGACCCGUAG
This is a messenger RNA of Mya arenaria, 1086 nucleotides long. RefSeq lists its product as uncharacterized. Gene Ontology annotation, cellular component: nucleus. Gene Ontology annotation, molecular function: DNA binding. The transcript has 5 exons. Bases 1 to 1086 code for a protein of 361 amino acids. NCBI's taxonomy places the organism in Eukaryota, Metazoa, Mollusca, Bivalvia, Myida, Myidae. The record is from RefSeq and is a predicted model, not a curated record.